Molecule: messenger RNA, 1081 nt
Organism: Gastrolobium bilobum
Lineage: Eukaryota; Viridiplantae; Streptophyta; Magnoliopsida; Fabales; Fabaceae
Product: putative transcription factor bHLH086
Exons: 6
Coding region: 3-977 (324 amino acids)
Biological process (GO): regulation of DNA-templated transcription
Molecular function (GO): protein dimerization activity; DNA-binding transcription factor activity
Source: RefSeq, a predicted model, not a curated record
UAAUGGCACUGGCCAAAGACAAAAUUCCACAUGGUUCAAGCAUGGACAGCAAGGUUCAAACUUGUGUUUUCAAUAAGAAUUCUGUGGAGGUUACCUCCUUAACCACUCAUGGGAUCAAUGAGUAUCACAAAUCUGUGCUUGAAGAGGAAGAUGGCUCACAUAGUACUAACUGUCUCAGCAAUGAUUCAGCUAUAACCCAUUCUCCUUCUCUACAUGGCAGUGGCAAUGUAUAUGUCUAUAAAGGCACAAACUAUCAGAUGGAAGAAGCAGAAUCUCUGACUAGUUUCAAAGCCAGUGAGUACAGCAAUCUCAUGCAAGGUAGUGAAUCUUUGCUUAGCUUUGAGCAGAAAAGAAUGUACUGUGUUUGGGAGAAUAAUUUGCAACAAGGCUAUAACCAAUGGAAUCAGAUUAGUCCAAGAAGCACAAAAGACUUGCGCCUAGUGCAAGAUUUCAAUUGCUUUGAAACUGCUAGUGGCUAUAGUUCCAUAGUCAAUAGUGCAAAAGAGAAGCAACAUGGCCAAAGUUCAUGUGGGUGGCUGUAUCCAGAACCAACUAUCCCUGUUGAUAGCUUCCAGAAGCCAGGAGAACAAGAAUCAGCCUUGAAAAAACGCACUUCUAUGGGUGAGAGCAUGAAAGCUUCUAAGAAGCAAUGCUCAAGUGAGAGUAAAACACCAAAACCAAAGUCAAGCACAUCCAAGGAUCCUCAAAGUGUGGCUGCUAAGAAUAGAAGAGAGAGGAUAAGUGAGAGGCUCAAGGUACUACAAGAACUUGUGCCUAAUGGCUCCAAGGUUGAUUUGGUUACCAUGCUGGAGAAAGCAAUUAGUUAUGUAAAGUUUCUUCAAUUGCAAGUGAAGGUGUUGGCAACUGAUGAAUUUUGGCCUGUCCAAGGUGGAAAACCUCCUGAUAUUUCUCAAGUAAAAGAAGCCAUCGAUGCCAUUCUUUCAUGCCAAAGAGACAGAAGUUCAAGCUCAAAGUAGAUGACUUGCAGUUCAUGUUUCAAAGGAAAUAAUGUCACAACAAUUCAAGCACAACUUUGCAGGACAAGAAAAGCCUUGCUCUGAGAGUUGGUCGUUCUGAAGGA